CGAGUGCGAGCGAGACACGGCUUAGAGGGAAAAUGUUGAGUUGAAGCAGCAGCGAUAAGACACGGACGGACGAAUUUUUGAUUCCUGAACGAGUGGCAGUGAAAAAUAGAGGAAUCGUUUUGAGGACACGUCCAAAGUGGACAUUUUUUGCAUCAUAUCAUUAGGCGUUUCGUCGGGGUCUGAAAUAAGAUACUCAAAGCACCUGCGGAACUGUGUGGAAGCGACAGAAAAGACUCUGUGGAGGAUCUAUUGGUGGUUUUAAAAGGAAGUUCAGCAAAGUCCGGAGAAGGAGAAGAAAAUGAGCAUAGCUAUUCUACGGAAUUAGGACAUACCAUAGCUAGCACGACUGGAAUAACGCGAAAUAGGUUGAAGUAAUAGGAAGAAAACAAACAUGGCUAGCAGGAAGCGGUCAGUUCGUGUGUUCAGCCUGGUGUUGAUAUUUUUACACCUGGAGGUUCAGGUUCGAUCCCAACCAUCGACGCAGCAGCAGCAUAAUGAACAGCUUAGUUUUGGCGCACAAGAAAUGUUCUCGCCAUCGUCACAAACGCUAAUGGAUGAGAUGUUUCAGAGAGGCGAAGGUGUCGCUAGAGGAGGAAUAGGAGAAGUGGCAGGCGGGAAGAGCAGUCCGGAACUGGUGGGAAACUUGAUUUUCCAACCGAGCUUGCUGGAUUUUGUCGAACGUUCAAUUGGCGACCCGCACAAUCAGGUGGUGAUCCUGAUCAACAAACAUAAAAGCCGGAGCGUAUUUUUGGGCUCAAUAUCGGGCAGUACACCGGAUUUCUACAGUUCGUAUUUCAAGGACAUGGUGAUUCCGCCGGAGGGAAACACAACGUUCAAUGUAGUGUUUCUUCCUCGUCAGUUGGGUGCUACGGCUGGAUCGAUUGAAAUCCAUACUUCAUUUGGACUGUUGCAGUAUCAGGUUAGAGGUGUAGGGAUUGAAUGCCCGUACCGAUUGAGGCCUUUGGUAGGCUUGGUAGCUCCUCUGAACGCCACGAUUACACCAGAAAUUACCUUAUACAACCCGCACGAUACUCCUCUACAAAUCGUGGAAAUUUACAGUAGUGGAGGAAACUUUCAGCUUGAAUUACCCAGUGGAGCCCAGGAGGGCCCGCAAGCACUAUGGGAAAUACCACCCCACAGCACGAGAAGUGUAAUUCGAGUUAGGUUCCAUGGAAAAACUGCUGGGAAUCACACGGCUUACGUCAGGAUAAAAAUCUCAGGCGGAAGCCAAAAUCCGUCACUUGCCGAUAAAAUGCUAGUGGUUCCGAUCGAGAUUGAGAUUUCCAAGGAAACGGGAAUUUACUCGAAGGUACCUUUCCUUGAUCUCGGAGUCGGCGGUAUAAAAGAAAAUAUUACCCGAAUAUCUUUGAAUUUGACAAAUUCUGGAGAUCAUAAAAUAGAUAUUACAAGCUAUGGAGUGCACUCGACAACCAUGGAAAUCAUUAAAGCUGUAAAAGUAUUCAUCGAUACACAGAGGUUUCAUCCAGUAUUCGAAAUUACCGUCAACUGGACCAAACUAGCCACGUACAGUGAAAUCAAAGGCUUCCUGUAUGUAGAUUACACCCUUAAGGAUUCCCCGAAAAAUUUGGUAUAUGCGUGGGUAGAAUUUUACGGACAAGUUUUAAAGGGUAAAUUGGAGUACAAUACAGACGCGUUAAAGUUCCUCACGUUCGCUUCCGAUGAGUCGGAGCGAAACUCUCAACUUCAGGUUGCUCGGCCACUGGUUGUCUGGAACAAGUUCAACGUGCCAUUCAGUAUUUCCAACAUAACUGUACCUGACAACUGCUCGAGGAAUUUCCGCAUCGAAGGUUUCCUACCAAAAACCAUUCUACCCGAUCAGGAGCAAACGCUAUUCCGAAUAUCUCGCAUUUUGGCCGACAACCUAAAUCGAUCCAUCGCUACCUACAUUCGACUGGUGACGAACGUGACUGAGUUUGAUCUUCCCGUGUACAGUUACACUGGAAAGCUGAAGCGCAUUUUACCAUUCUCGACAACAGCUCCACGCCCUCCAGCAGACUAUGAGAAGCUGGAUCUAGACGAACGCGAGCUCAACUUUGGAAUUCUACCGAUCUCAACGAUUGGCGAAACGUUAAUCGCUUUCUACAACACGAACCCAGUGGAGAUUUCGAUUCGCCACUGGAAAGGGGCCAUUACCUCGGAAGGCUCCGGAGCGCCCACCAUCACCGUAAUCCUGCGCGGUUGUGGUCCUCAUUCGGGCGAAAAUCUUAUAUUCUGCAACACGAUUCAACCGAACCAUUGGAUCGUGUUCCAGGUCAGCGUUCAGUCCAGCACGACCGAUAGCUAUCAGGGUCGAUUCAGCAUAACCACAGACUACGAGGAGAUUGUAACGCCGAUAACGUUUACCACAGCCGUCGGCAAGCUGGAGCUCAACAGAGAACUGUUGCACUUUGAUAGCUGCUUUCCGGGAAAGCUCUGCUCGCUGAAUUUAACGGCACACUCAACGUUCCUGUCCAAAAUCCACGUCGAAGGUAUCAAAACCGAUGUGGAUGGUAUCGAGUUCACCGUCGAGAAUCGGCACCCGGUAAUCCAUCCGAACACGAUCACCAACAUCGGUCGGUUGAUAUUCGAUCCGAAAGUGAUCUGCAAACAAGAUUGCUACAGCAGUUUCGAUCUGCUCUCGAAGCCGUUCGGCGUCAAAUGGAUGGCCACGCUAGACAAUUACGAACAGUACCGGAAACUGGACAGUGAGAAAUUAUUGCAGCAGCUGAGGCUCUAUUCGGAGAUGAAACAGUCGUGGAAGAGCAUACGGUUUCAGCUCACGACGGAUCCGAUCCGCAAGUUCGAAUUCAAUGCAAGUGUGGAUUUGGUGUGGCCGAAUUUGUUGACGGAGAACAUACACUUUCCUACGCUGCAGAUAGAGCAGGAAGCGGUAAAGCUGAUUACGAUCAACAAUCCGUCGGAUCAGAUUUUGUUUGUGCACCUAGUACUGCAUGAUGUCGGCGUCCAUGGAAGCGAUGUGAGCGCCCUUCCCCCGGAGAUUUUGUCGGGGUGUGAGAAUUGCAGCCUGAGCGAUGAGAAUGUCUUUUCGUUCUUUCUGUUUGACUACGAUGACAUUUAUGUAAACUAUGUGAAACCAAAAUCUUUCCUGAAGAUCGCAGUCAAAUUUACGGCGAAGGCGCCCGGGACGUACUCAACCAUCUUCUACAUGCGGAACAAUCUGACCUUGAUCGAUGCUGUCUGGAUUCAGGCGAAAGCCGUAGUGCCGCAGUUUAAAUUUGGCAAUCGGAAGCCAGGUGCGACGACGGCGUUACUUUUUGAGAUUACAGAUAAACAUCUGAAGAUGUGCACAAAAUCGCAAGAGCCAGAAGUGGAUGAAAGUGGGCUUUCAAUCCAAACAAUGCGUUCAUUCACAGCAAAAAACUAUGGAGAGGUUCCGAUUGCGGUCUCGGGCAUUCGCGUGGAGGACAUACUUUGCGAGGGAUAUGGAUUCAAAGUGUUGGACUGCUCGCCGUUUGAGUUGCAGCCGAACGCAAGCAAAAAAAUUGAAAUAGCGUUCUCGCCUGACUUCACCCUUGCAAGGGUGACACGAACGUUGAACUUCGAUACUAAUAUAAAUUUUCCUGUAAACUUUACCCUGCUGGGAACUGUUCCAGCGCACGGGUUAGAAUCUUGUAGUUUAAGUUUGAAGAGACCGUGGUUCGAAGGGAUGCUUAGAAUUGGUCUGAUCUGCGUCCUGUCUUUGGUUUUCGCGGGUACCUUGAUGGCUGCAUUUUUGGAUGCUAACAAAGUCAUUAAAGAUCACAUACUCAAUUUGUCCAGAGAUCGAGGACCUAUCCAGCCACCAUUGGAUUUAAGACAAAUUUCGUUGCAAAGUUCGACCUCGCUGGAUGAUAACACAGAAAAAGUUUCUGUAAGUCAAAACAGCCAAGCUAAGAACAGUCAAAAUAACAGCUCUAAAAAGAGACCUCCUGCGAAACAAUUGAACUCAAAGAUAUCCAACGGUAACUCCAAUAAUUUCAACAAGUCUUGGAACGAUUUUACCUCCAAGCUCGGAAAGGGUUUCAAUUCGAAGCCAGCCGAAAUAAGUACGAAUAAACCAUCGCCCGAAUCGGACAAAAGGUUUCAGAAAAGUCGACGCUCUAUUACUCCUCCUAAGGAGGAAACUCAGCUCCUAACGUCAGUCUCAAACAGUGCAAUUAGCACCAACUUUAGCGCCAAAGAACGAAACAGACCGUCAGUGGAAGAAGAUUCCAGCUCGACCACGACCGAAAGCUCGGAAACGUCUUCAACAAUUUCCUCAGCGUCCACAUCGUCAUUAUCGGCUGUGGGUUCCUACAAAUCGUCGACUACAGCAGAUACGAAAUCUUCGAAACCACCAGCAGCAAAUCAUCAUCAGCAGCAUAACGCUCAACCUAAAACUAAUACCAGUGACAUAAAACUUGAAUCAAAUUCAACAAGCUCCAGUCAGAGCCAUACUAUCAUUAAUCAGUCGCAUCAGCAGCCGAAGACAUUGCAUCAUCAUCAUCACCAUCAACCGCAACACUCGUCUCAUCAAUCGACGGCAGCGAAAAUGAAUGUGAAGAAAACUAAAAGCCUCCCGGCCAACUAUGAGACGGCGGGAGUACCGCUUUCACUCGGUACAUCAAUUGUCAGUAUAAAUCAUUUCCAGUCGCAUUCGAAACAUACCAAUGUGUCAUCAACGUCCUACAAGGAAACGGGAAACAGCAGCGGUGGAUUGCGCAACAGUAGCAAAAACCAUGGAAACGAUCGGGUGUCAGGAAGGCAUUCGAAUAAGAACUCAGAGAAAAGGGAGCACACUGGCAAGGAGAAUGGGAAUGCAUUCGGUGAACAUGGUGGAAAGAACGACUCCUCGCAAUCGAAGAAAUUCGGCAAGACACCCGGUCGAGAACGGAAGACGAAUAACCAAGGCAAGAAAGGCUCAAAAACGCUGCACAAGGCACAGGCUCUUCACUUUUCUUCGUCGAAUUCGAACAAAUCGGGAAAUGCCGGUAACGUCACCAAUUCUGGAUUCUUUCACACAGGCAACAACAAUCCUGCUAACCAGAUUCCUGCACCGCCUAACGUUUGGGGUGAGAAUCGGGCCCGUUUUAGCGAUGUUCUAGCACAGGCUACAUUGGAUAAAUCCCCUGCUGGUAGCGCCAGCAGCCUAAAAGCUACCAAGCUGUUGAAUUUUGAUUCAAAUCCCUGUAACUACGGGACCGGCCCAACGACGUCUUCUGCAGCUGUUGCAACCAAUCAGCAGCAUCCAGAGACUCCAAAAAUGGGAAUAAGCUUGUUUGGAAAAACUAAGGAUGAAGGUUUUAUCGCAAUGGAGAAAGAAUUGAAUGUAGGUUCUUGUAUGGCACCAAUUGGAACAUCUAAGAAGUCGCCGUCGGCCACUCCAAAGUGCUGGGAACCGUUCGGAAAUGUAGUCAAUAGACCUGCGACAAUGACACCAGGGCCCGACACAGUAAACUCUGACAGUUACUUUUCGCAAUCGUUUGUAGACUACAAUCAUGCAAGCAACGAUCAAUUCCACACUGGUAAUUCCGUUGGUUGCAACAGUAACAGCGCACGUUCAUUGGCAGAUAUACAGUCUCAAUCGGCUUUUGGAGGAAUGAAUGGCUCUCACGGUGGAUCGAACGCUAGCGCUUCUGGUGGCAUGGAUCCUAUGAACGAUUUAAAUCCGAUGAUUAUGGACCACCGCGAUUGGGAUACAAACAAACUUCUCUGGCAAAUGAUACAGAAAAACGAAGACCUCAAUCCAUCGCCGCAAAUUGAUUGGACUUCGCUUUGGACGGCACCGACAGUAUUUUCGCAGCCUGGUAAUCAACACAUGCAUCAGCAGCAACCCACUCCACAUUCAUCAUCGACAAUGCAUAUGAAUUCUCGUUUAACCAACAAUUGGCUCAAUGGUGGUGGUGGUGGCGGCACUUCUCGCCCGUCCCAGAUGCCAUUGCGGGCACCACCCGGAUUUUCACCGGUAAAACCAACUCCUAAUCCGUCGAUGAUUGCGCAGGCUCAUGCUCAAGCGCAACAGCAGCAGAUGAAUGCCGUUCAUCAGCAACAAAUGCAGCAGCAGCAGCACCAACAACAACAGCAACACGAUCAGCAGGAUAAUGAUGGACCUCCAGCGUAUGAUCCGUUUCGUUUGAGCUCUAUUUGGGCCCCGGCCAGUUCUAGCAAUGAUGUGUGGAAUGAGAAGUAGUAGAAACAACCCGGAACUACAACUAAAUCCGUUGGGAUGAACAAAGAGUAGUAGUACUACUGCUGUUUUUUUUAUUUUUACUUCUUAAACUAGUUUUACAGAACCGUAGAUACUCAUGCCAGGUUUUUAUUUGAAGUAGAAUUUAUUUUCGUCAGUUUUAACUGCGCUGUGAUUAAACCACAUGCUUUGUUCUUUUCGUAACUAAUCUUUUUUGUUCUGUUUGAAUUGUUUCUAAUUACUUUUUUACUCUGGAGAUUGAAAAACACUUAAUUUACUAAUCAUAGUUUUUUCUCUGUUUCACAUGCAAUUUAUUGGUUCAUAUUCGUAAUUUUUAACUGAAUUUUCAACUUUACAUAGAUUAGCAACCUGUAGAUUCCGUAGCAAGUAAAAAGUGAAUUAAUCGACCGGAGCCGGCGGAAUAAAAAUGAACAAUGAGAAGACCACAUUAAAUGAACAUUAUCCAAUAUUUAAAGUAUCUUUAAAAAUGAGACACCUCAAAUUAAUUAUUCAACAAACAAACAAUUUAUUGUAACGAGUGAAAUGCUGGUGGUCGAAGAGGCCCUUCCAUUCUUCGUAUUCCUAAAACACAAAUUCAAACGCUUACACAAGCAGACGUAAGAAACGAUGGCAACACUGCUAGGUAGCACCGCACUGACAGUGGGCCAGAAUUUGGGCACGCGUUUUACGCUGAUGAUAACUACACGCUAACGGACAAAAUGCUGAUGAUGAUGAUUGGAUACUCGAGCGAAAGUAAUGACAGACGCAACAAUUGAGAAAAUACACAAAAACUAUGGCAACAUAAA
Molecule: messenger RNA, 6972 nt
Organism: Topomyia yanbarensis
Lineage: Eukaryota; Metazoa; Arthropoda; Insecta; Diptera; Culicidae
Gene: Tmem131
Product: transmembrane protein 131 homolog
Exons: 4
Coding region: 392-6169 (1925 amino acids)
Cellular component (GO): membrane
Source: RefSeq, a predicted model, not a curated record